This is a messenger RNA of Durio zibethinus, 3171 nucleotides long. Its product is annotated as leucine-rich repeat transmembrane protein kinase family protein. NCBI's taxonomy places the organism in Eukaryota, Viridiplantae, Streptophyta, Magnoliopsida, Malvales, Malvaceae. The record is from RefSeq and is a predicted model, not a curated record. Gene Ontology annotation, molecular function: protein kinase activity; protein binding; ATP binding. Gene Ontology annotation, biological process: protein phosphorylation.
ACGAAGUCACAACGAAAUGAAAUCUAACCCCCCAAAAAAUGCCAUUGUCAGUCGGUCCAAUUCCUCUCUGUUUGCAGUCAACUCCACUCCCAACACGCCCAACAUCUUUCUUUCUUACCUCUUUCCCAUGAAUUUCCACAUAGAAAAUCGCCCCUCCCCACCAACAUCUCUAUCUCUUCCUUUUCAUUCUCUUUAUCUCAUUUUAUUCUCUGCUUUGUUCUGCUCAUUUCCUUUCUCUUCUGUCCCCUCUCCUCCCCACUUCAAACCAGACAAGUAUUUGUACACUUCCAUAAACUUAUGGGAACAACAGCUAAAAUGGGGAGUUGCGUUUACAUCAUAUAUUUCUUCUUCUGUGUUCUUCCUUUGGUCUUCUGUCAGCCAGCUUCAAACCAGACGACCAUAAUGAUCAGUGUUUCUCAGCAGUUAGACAUCGCAAAUUCACCCUGGGAUGCUUCAAGGGAGCGAAACCCCUGCCUUUGGAAAGGAGUUACAUGCAGCAGCCCCCACAACAACUCCAUACUCUCUCUUUCUUUAUCCGGGUUUGGUCUCUCUAACUCUGGAUUUCUACCCUUGCUUUGCCAGAUUGAUUCUUUAAAGUCUCUUGACUUUUCCAUCAACUUUUUUACGUCAAUCCCAGUUCAGUUCUUCAGUAGUUGUGGUGGGAUUGAUGGGUUAAAAAGCUUGAACUUUAGCAUGAACAUGUUGUAUGGUUCUUUGCCUGUUUUUCAAAACUUUGUUGGAUUGGAAUCCUUGGAUUUAUCUUUCAAUGCUUUGAGUGGAAAUAUUGAUUCCCAGUUGGAUGAUUUGAGUGCACUGAAAAGUUUGAACCUUUCUUUCAAUCAUUUCAGCGGUUCUGUUCCUAGCCGCCUUGGAAAAUCCAAGGUUUUGGAACGACUGGAGCUUUCUGUGAAUAACUUCACAGGUAUGAUUCCUAGAGAUAUUGGGAUGUAUGAGAAUUUGAUCCAGAUUGAUCUUAGUGGGAAUAAACUUACUGGAACGAUUCCUGAAUCUAUUGGGAACCUUACCAGGUUGCAAACCCUUAUUCUAUCUUCCAAUCACUUGAGCGGGCCAAUUCCUGCAGGCCUUUUACGUAUAACAACACUCCUGCGGUUCUCAGCCAAUCAAAACCGGUUAGAUGGUACAAUUCCUAUUAAUAUCACAAAUUCUCUCAAGAUUUUGGAUCUUAGUUAUAAUGAAAUUAAUGGGAGAAUUCCAUCGAAGUUUCUGUUGAAACCAAACUUGAUGACUGUGGAUUUGUCUUAUAACAAGUUGGAUGGACCAAUACCCGAAAGCAUAUCUCCAAGUUUGGUCAGGUUGAGGUUGGGAAGCAAUUUGCUCAGUGGUCCAAUCUCUUCUGCAAGAUUUGCAUCGUUUCAGAAUUUGAUGUAUUUGGAGUUAGAUAACAACAAAUUUACUGGAAUGAUACCUCCUGAAAUUGGUUCUUGCUCAAAAUUGGCAUUGUUAAACUUGGCUCAGAAUCAGCUUAAUGGAACAUUGCCAGUGGAGUUAGGUGAUCUUACAAAUCUUCAGGUUCUGAAACUGCAACUCAACAAGCUUGAUGGUGAAAUCCCAAGUCAGAUUGGACGACUAAAUAUGCUAACCAUACUUAAUAUCAGCUGGAAUUCAUUAAAUGGCAUCAUACCUUCUUCAAUUUCAAAUUGUGGAAAGCUUCUUAACCUGAACUUGCAAGGCAACAAUCUCAUUGGUUCUAUACCAGAUAAUAUCGGUAACUUGGAUUCUCUGGUAGAACUCCAGCUCGGAGAAAAUAAAUUGAAUGGUACGAUUCCCUUCAUGCCACAAAAGUUGCAAAUUUGUUUGAAUCUCAGCAGCAACCUCUUUGAAGGAUCUAUUCCAAAGGUUCUUUCUGGACUGAUGAAUUUGGAAGUUUUGGAUCUCUCUAACAACAAAUUCUCAGGUGAAGUUCCUGCUUUCCUGGUUGAAUUGUCCUCACUGACACAGCUAAUACUUUCCAAUAAUCAGCUAUCUGGAGUUGUUCCUAAUUUCAGUAAACAUGUUUCUAUCAAUAUAAGUGGGAAUCCAGGGCUUCGUUAUGAAUCAAAUAAUUCUCCAGUGUCAAUUAAAAAGAGAAAAUCAAUUGCUGUUACAAUUGUCGUUACAGUUGCAGCAGCUGUUCUUGCUGUAGGGCUGGUUGCAAUUGUUUUUCUAUUGAUCUCAAGACGCUUUUACAAGGUUAACGACGAGCAAUUACAAUCAUGGGAAGUUCUUUCUCCACCUCGGGUUGUUCAAGGCAACUUGUUGACAACAAAUGGAAUCCAUAGAUCAAAUAUUGACUUCUCCAAAGCCAUGGAAGUGGUUGCCAGUCCAAACAACAUUGUGCUGAAAACCAGGUUUUCCACCUAUUACAAAGCUAUCAUGCCAUCAGGAGCAAGCUAUUAUGUCAAGAAGCUUAACUGGAGUGACAAGAUAUUCCAACUGGGCAGGCAUGAUAAAUUUGAACAAGAGCUAGAGGUAUUGGGGAAACUAAGCAAUUCAAAUGUCAUGAUACCUUUGGCAUAUGUAUUGACAGUUGAUAGUGCGUAUGUUUUCUAUGAAUUUGCCCCUAAGGGUACCCUCUAUGAUAUUCUUCAUGGUAGCUCGAAAAAUUUUUUGGAUUGGGCUAGUCGUUACAGUAUAGCUGUUGGAGUGGCUCAAGGUCUUGCUUUUUUGCAUGGAUGCACUGCAAGUCCAAUUCUCCUCCUUGACCUUUCAAGCAGAAGCAUCGUGCUUAAGUCUUUGAAGGAGCCACAGGUUGGAGACAUUGAGCUUUGUAAAGUAAUUGAUCCUUCCAAGAGCACAGGAAGCCUUUCCACAGUCGCUGGUUCUGUAGGUUAUAUUCCUCCAGAGUAUGCUUAUACAAUGAGGGUAACAAUGGCUGGGAAUGUUUAUAGCUUUGGAGUUAUAUUGCUGGAAUUGCUGACAGGAAAACCAGCAGUUAGUGAGGGAACUGAGAUAGCCAAGUGGGCAUUAAGUAACUCAGUGCGGCCAAAUAAGCUGGAUCAAAUCCUUGAUUUUAAUAUCAGUCGAACAUCACAAGUUGUCAGAAACCAGAUGCUUGCUGUGUUGAAAGUUGCUCUUGCUUGUGUUAACGUUUCACCAGAAGCAAGGCCAAAGAUGAAAAGUGUGCUAAGGAUGAUCCUCAAUGCAAGAUAAAUCAUCAGUCGCAACUUGGCU